CUCCAUUCCACCUCCAAUCCGCGCGACCUGAGCUCCUGCCGCCUUGGGGCCUGACGGGACGUCCCGUGUCUGCCUGGCCCGUGACAGGUCAAAGCCAUACCACUCCUCCGAGGACGAUCCAUCUGCACACUGCCCACGCCCACACCACUCGUCGCAUCCGACACCCACGACCUCUCCGCCUCAUUCAGCCAAGCUAUGAACAAGAACAAACUCGCGCCGGAAGUCAACCGUGCACUCUUCGUGAAGAACCUGAGCUACAACGUCUCCACCGAGGAGCUAUUUGACCUCUUCGGCAAAUUUGGGCCUAUCCGUCAAAUCCGCCAAGGCAUCGCCUCCAACACCAAGGGCACUGCAUUCGUCGUCUACGAAGAUGUACUAGAUGCCAAGUCGGCCUGCGACAAACUGAACGGCUUCAACUUCCAGAACCGCUAUCUGGUCGUCCUCUAUCACCAGCCAGAAAAGAUGGCCAAGAGCCAACAAGAUCUCGCCGAGCGCCAGCAGAGAUUAGAAGAGCUCAAACAGCAGCACGGGAUCUCGUAGGGGUGCGAGGGAGUUGCAGCAGGUGAGACCAAUGCAAGGCCGGGUUCGAUAGGACCCGUCAAGCGCAAGGACUCUGGCUACAGUUCGUCGGAGGCUGCAACUCCCAUAGCACGAGAUUUCGCUUUUCCGCACAACGGCGACAUCCAGCAGAACAACCACGAGAAACACGACAUGGCAAAGCCGGCCGCAAGUAUUAGAGGCAAGCAGCCUAGGCCGGCAACGGCAAACUCGGUCAAGGCCGUCAGUUUUCAGGAUCAUCCGAACAAGGAGAACAUGGGCAUGGGAAGGCGUUUGAAGGAUGCUAUGCUCACCACAUUUGGCGGGCUUAAGCAGUAGUAGCUGCGAGAGGAGAAGGCGUUAACAUGGUUGGAUGGCGACUCGCCCUAUUACGAUCAGAAUGAACAUGAGCAAUUCUCGCGAGGCUCAGCCUACCUACUACCAUGCCGCUUCAUUUCCCUGUUCCCAAAAUCGUGUCCUUUGUGUUCAAGGUGGCACUUGAGGGACUUCCAGUAACACCCGACACUAGCAUACCACGUUCCCUCUUUGCCCUCAUUUCUGUCUUUACGGAAGCCCAGUGCGAGCCCUAUGCCGUCACGCAAUCGCAUCCCCGUCCAUCUUCUCGACUUUCGCAACCUCGGCGCCCGACUUGGCCUUCGUCAUUCCGUGAUCGCUCCACUGUACGCAUUUAGGUCGCGUUGCACGCACAAGUUGAUCACUGCGUAUGUGUUCAGUAUAUGUAUGUAUGCAUUUGGCAGAAGGCCUAGAUUUAUAUGUCGGUAGUUUUGCG
Messenger RNA from Cercospora beticola, 1327 nucleotides. Lineage: Eukaryota; Fungi; Ascomycota; Dothideomycetes; Mycosphaerellales; Mycosphaerellaceae. The record is from RefSeq and is a predicted model, not a curated record.